CUACGCAGUGAGCGUGUGCACUACUUUGAAUAAUACUAAAAAAAAAAAAAUAAAAAAAUUAACCUUUCAGCCCACGCCAAGCUUCUUCGGCUUCGCUACUUCCCCUGACCAUCAAACCACGAAAAAUCUGAGUUCUGCCGAAAACCCAUUUGGAAAAAGAGGGAAACCGACCCUCCCCAUUCUUAUAUAUAUCCAAACAAAUCGGAAACUUCAGAAAUUAAUCAGGAAAAAAAAAAGAGAAAAACUUGCAGAGAAACAGCUGCGUAUUACUUGGAUCAAAGUUUUGUUCAUCAGGUAAUUUUUUAGCUUUAAUCAGGAAAAAAAAAAAGAGAAAAACUUGCAGAGAAACAGCUGCGUAUUACUUGGAUCAAAGUUUUGUUCAUCAGUUUGAAUCGAAUUGAAUUUGGAAUUUUUUUCCAUUUUCUUGUGGGUUCUUGUUUGUUUGGAUCAGGCAGUGGUGGAGGAUACGAGUUUUAGUAGUCUUUCUUAUCAGAGUAUGAGCUUUCCAUCCCGAAAUGAUCAAAGGGACAGGACUGGCAGAUUCCACAAUCUACAUGCUCGCCAAACAUGGGUCCCUAGAGGAUCUGGCCCUACUGCUGUUGUGAAUCCACCAUCAACCUUCAAUGCAAAUCCUAAUGGAAUUGGCAGUGGACACUCCGAUCAUACCUCUGCUCCACCCAAUCCUGGGCAUGGCAAUGCCACUAGGGGUCGCAAGCCUUGGCCUACUAAUCACAGGAGAGACGGGGAGAAAGAGAAGGACCGGAGCCAGACUCAGGAGUUUAAGGAGUUGAAGGACCCCAAUUUGCCCCAGCUUGUGCAAGAAAUUAAGGACAAACUUGUGAAGGGUACCGUUGAGUGUAUGAUCUGUUAUGAUAUGGUGCGGAGGUCAGCACCCAUUUGGUCUUGUUCAAGCUGUUAUUCCAUUUUUCAUUUGAAUUGCAUCAAGAAAUGGGCUCGUGCUCCAACUUCUAUUGAUUUGUCAGCUGAGAAGAGUCAGGGUUUUAAUUGGCGAUGCCCAGGUUGUCAGUCUGUGCAGCUUACAUCGUUGAGGGAGAUUCAAUAUGUUUGUUUUUGUGGGAAGAGGACUGACCCGCCUUCAGAUUUGUAUUUGACCCCACAUUCCUGUGGUGAACCAUGUGGAAAGCCACUUGAGAGGAGAGUUUCAGAUGCUGGUGAGAGCAAGGAGGAUCUUUGUCCUCAUGUUUGUGUUUUGCAAUGCCACCCAGGUCCCUGCCCUCCUUGUAAAGCAUUUGCUCCACCACGGGUGUGCCCUUGUGGGAAGAAAAUAAUCACAACAAGAUGCUCUGAUCGGAUGUCUGUACUUACUUGUGGUCAACGUUGUGAUAAGCUUCUUGAAUGUGGGCGUCAUCGGUGUGAGAAGAUAUGCCAUGUGGGUACUUGUGAUCCUUGUCAGGUUCUAGUAAAUGCUUCAUGUUUUUGCAAGCUAAAAGCAGAGGUUGUCCUAUGUGGAGACAUGGCUGUAAAAGGCGAGGUUAAAGCUGAAGAUGGUGUUUUUUCUUGUAACUCGACAUGCAGAAAGCUGUUGGGUUGUGGAAAUCAUGAGUGUGGCGAAACUUGCCAUCCAGGGCCUUGUGGGCAUUGUGACUUGAUGCCAGGCAGGGUGAAUUCGUGCUUUUGUGGGAAAAUGAGUUUACAGGAGGAAAGAAAGAGUUGUUUGGACCCAAUUCCAAAUUGUACACAAAUAUGUGGCAAACCCCUUCCUUGUGUGAUACACCACUGUAAGGAGGUCUGCCAUGCUGGGGAUUGUCCACCUUGUCUAGUUCUUGUCACCCAAAAAUGCCGCUGUGGAUCCACCUCUCGAACUGUGGAAUGCUACAAAACAAGUGCAGAGCAUGAAAAAUUUACAUGUGAGAAAUCUUGUGGUCGAAAGAAAAAUUGUGGGAGGCACCGCUGCAGCGAAAGGUGCUGCCCUCUCUCCAACCCCCACAAUCUUCUAUCUGGUGAUUGGGAUCCACACUUUUGUCAAAUGGCUUGUGGGAAGAAGCUGAGGUGUGGACAGCAUUCCUGUGAAUCAUUGUGUCAUAGUGGACAUUGUCCACCUUGCCUUGAGACAAUAUUCACUGAUUUGAGCUGUGCAUGUGGGAGAACUUCAAUCCCUCCUCCUUUGCCCUGUGGCACACCUCCCCCUUCAUGUCAACUCCCAUGUUCAGUUCCUCAGCCUUGUGGCCAUUCAGCUUCUCAUAGCUGCCACUUUGGAGACUGCCCACCUUGUUCAGUCCCUAUAGCAAAGGAGUGCGUUGGUGGACAUGUGGUUCUUGGGAACAUACCUUGUGGUUCAAAGGAUAUCAGAUGCAACAAACUCUGUGGUAAGACCAGGCAGUGUGGCCUACAUGCAUGUGGCAGAACCUGUCAUCCACCACCUUGUGAUACUUCAUCUGGAACUGAAGCUGGUUCGAGAGCUUCUUGUGGUCAGACAUGCGGUGCUCCUAGGAGAGAUUGCAGGCAUACUUGCACUGCACUUUGUCAUCCUUCUGCAUCUUGUCCUGAUGUAAGAUGUGAGUUGCCUGUCACAAUUACUUGCUCCUGUGGUAGGAUAACAGCAUCUGUUCCUUGUGAUACUGGAGGGAGCAACAGUGGUUUUAAUGCUGAUACCGUUUUCGAAGCAUCCAUUGUCCAAAAGUUGCCAGUACCACUUCAACCAGUGGAAUCAAUAGGCAGGAAAAUUCCACUUGGCCAGAGGAAGCUUGUGUGUGAUGAUGAAUGUGCUAAGUUGGAGCGCAAAAGGGUUCUUGCUGAUGCUUUUGACAUCACCCCCCCUAACUUGGAAGCCCUACAUCUUGGUGAGAAUACUGCUGUGACGGAGCUACUUGCAGACCUCUAUAGACGUGAUCCAAGAUGGGUGCUUGCCGUGGAGGAGAGGUGCAAGUACUUGGUACUUGGCAAGAACAGAGGAUCGAUAAAUGCUCUCAAGCUUCAUGUUUUCUGCCCUAUGCUGAAGGAUAAGAGAGAUGCAGUUAGGUUGAUAGCUGAUCGGUGGAAGCUUGCUGUUUAUGCUGCUGGUUGGGAGCCAAAGCGUUUCAUUGUGGUACAUGUCACACCCAAAUCCAAACCCCCAUCUCGUGUGAUUGGGGUUAAGGGUACCACCACUUUAACUGUUCCCCAUCCACCUGCUUUUGAUCCUCUAGUAGACAUGGAUCCCAGGCUUGUUGUUUCUUUUCUAGAUUUGCCGAGGGAGGCAGAUAUAAGUUCAUUGGUUCUCAGAUUUGGAGGGGAAUGUGAACUAGUAUGGUUGAACGAUAAGAAUGCACUGGCUGUAUUUAAUGAUCCUGCUCGUGCAGCAACUGCUAUGAGAAGGUUGGAUCAUGGAUCAGUAUAUCAGGGGGCUGUUGUGGUUCUUCAAAGCAGUAGUGCAUCAGCAGCACCAGCUUCUAAUCCCUGGGGAGCAGGGAUUACUAAAGGAGGAGGAGCAGUUGCAGCCAUGAAGCCAUGGAAAAAUGCUGUAGUUCUGGAGCAUGGUUGGAGGGAAGAUUCAUGGGGCAGCAAAGAGUGGUCUCAUGGAUCUGUGGAUGUUCAGGCUUCUGCAUGGAAGGGGAAAGAAGCUCCUAUUAUAGCUUCAAUUAACCGGUGGAGUGCAUUAGAUUCUAAAUCAUCUUCAAAUGCAUCUACCACAUUUGUUCGGACUGAGGAUCCUGCAAAAUAUGGAAUCGAAUCAAAUGCAAGCAUUUCGGAUUCAUAUGGGCUGCUAAGAGGAGCUUCAUCGCAAACAGAGUUGUCUGAAGUGGUGGAUGAUUGGGAGAAAGCUUAUGACUGAGAAUAUAUAAUAAGUUAAUAGCAUUUGGAAUCUGUGGCAUUUGGUCUGGACCUGUUUUGCUCUCUGUUCUUUUUUUUUUUUUCAAAGAGUUACAUCACACCUUUUAAUUCGAGUGUUCUGUUGUUUUUCUCUCCACAUUAUUAUAAUUAUUAUUAAAUUUUAGGAUGCAUAUGUACCUUUGCUAUAUUGAAUAAUUUUUAUGCUGGAAAGUUUAACUUAUUUGGAUUGAUCA
Messenger RNA from Hevea brasiliensis (rubber tree), 4004 nucleotides. Its product is annotated as NF-X1-type zinc finger protein NFXL1. Gene Ontology annotation, cellular component: nucleus. Lineage: Eukaryota; Viridiplantae; Streptophyta; Magnoliopsida; Malpighiales; Euphorbiaceae. The record is from RefSeq and is a predicted model, not a curated record. Bases 497 to 3772 code for a protein of 1091 amino acids. Gene Ontology annotation, biological process: regulation of DNA-templated transcription. Gene Ontology annotation, molecular function: RNA polymerase II transcription regulatory region sequence-specific DNA binding; DNA-binding transcription factor activity, RNA polymerase II-specific; zinc ion binding. The transcript has 2 exons.